UAAAAGGAUUUUCUCCCUUAAGUGAUGUGAGCAAAUCAUCAAGAAAUGUCGAGUCACGUGCUAGUGAUUCUGUACUGUGUGGUAACUCUUCUGACAACAGGAAAUGGAAGACAGAGUUACCAGAACGGUUGAUAGAUCUACAAACAAAUAAAGAUUUGUCGAAGACAUCAGAUACCUCCGACAAAUAUGGCAAGGGAAAUAACUCUGGAUUAUCAACCAGUAGAGUGGAUAAAGACAGUUCUGAUUAUGAGUUGGUGAAGGGUACGCCAGCUCUAAGUAAGGGUUCUAGUGAUCUGGGUUUGGAAAUGAUUACAAGGCGGGAUGAGGAUGCUGCUGGAGAGUCGGAGGAUAUAACUCCUGGAGUGGUAGAAAGAGAUUCGAUGACGUAUACAAGUUCUGCCAGCUUAGUGUUGUCAACUAGCCAACCAGACACACACACAGACACACAGACAGAUCCACAGACAGACACUCAGGCAGAUCCACAGACAGACACACAGACAAACCAGCAUUCAUCACUUCAGGGUCAGCAGAAACAAGAAACACCUCAAAAACGGAUUAAAAGAAAAACAGACAAAAACUAUUCCAUUCAGCAACCAAAUGAUACCAAACCAUCAAUGUUAUCACCAGAGAUCAAGGUUAAUAUCAAAACAACAGAUUCUCCAAUGAAACAACCUGUACAGUCAACAACACGCGCUUCAUCAUUUCAGGAAAAUGUUAAAACGGAAAUACCAGAAUCUUCAUUUCCGACAACAGCUAAAAAGCAUACUGAGGAAUCAGCCUUUUUAAAUCAGGUUGGAACACGAACAUCCGAGUCCAAUGGAGAAGCAACAAAAUCUAAACCUUUCCGCCGGAAACCAGUUGAAACGAAAGUACCAGAAUUGUCAUUUCGGAAACCAGUAGAAUCUAAAACACUCAAGUCAUCUUUAAAAAAGAAGGAUGUAGCUGUGUCAAAUACACAGGGAGACUGUGACAAAGAUGGCCGUGCUACAGAUAAAAGUAAACAGAAUCUGAAUAAUACACAGGGAGACUGUGACAAAGAUGGCCAUGCUACAGAUAAAAGUAAACAGAAUCUUGAUAAAACAGGAAGUAGUUUAACAGGUGACCCGUCUGAUGUGAAGAGGAAGAAUGGCGAUGUUUGGGACGAUUCCAAGUAUCAAGUUUCCACUAACCAAGAUGUGAAGUGGAAGGAUGGCCAUGUUUGGGACGAUUCCAAGUGUCAAGUUCCCGCUAACCAAGAUGUGAAGAAAACCAAAUCAUUUUCUGUUAGUGUAGAACCACCUUCACCUUUCACUCCGAAGGGUAAGAAUGUUAAACGUGGCGUUUCAUUGCUUGGAACAUCGAAAAGUUUAUUUCCAGAAUCCAUGACAAUCAACAUGGAUUUAACAGGAUCAGAAGAGGACCAAGAUAAAAAAGAUCACAAUGAUGAUGAUGAUGAGGAUGACAAAGAUGAAGGAUUAUCUUUUAGCAUGUCAUCGACGUCAUCGUUUAUGAAAGGAAGCGAUGACACCAUGUCUGACGUCACACUUUCUCCCCCGAUUUCUCCAUUUAAUAGUCCACUCCAUAAAGAUACGGCAACAUUUGUGACGUCAACACCAAAAUCAUUCUUUAAAACACCUAACGACACCAGAGAGGUACGCAGACAUUCACUUCCAAAUGUGGAGUCCGAUUUAUCAGAGAACUCGUCUCUCAAAUACUCACUGGUUGAUAUAGACCUCACAAACUCCUACACAGAGAAAAGGUCUGUAGGAGAAUUUACAUCUCCUAAUGUGACAAAAUCAUUGUCCUUUUCAUCUGGAACCCCAUUGGCUGAGGCCCUGUCAUUGCCGACCCCCAGUCCCCGUAGAAAACCCCGAGUGUCACGGCGUACCUCCCAGAAGCUCAUACGUAUGGACGAGGAUGAGUUUAUCGGAUUUGCCACGCUACCCGAUCAGGUCCAUAGGAAGGCGGUCAAGCGAGGUUUCGAGUUUGGACUCAUGGUGGUGGGUGAGACAGGCCUGGGGAAGUCGACCCUCAUCAACAGCCUCUUCCUGACAGAUUUAUACAAGGACAGGAAAAUACCUAAAGUGGAGGAAACCAUUAAGAAGACUGUUCACAUUGAAAAGAAACAACUUGAGAUUGAAGAACGUGGCGUAAGACUACGACUCACAAUUGUUGAUACACCAGGGUUCAAUGACUCUGUGAAUGGAGAAGAAAAUUGGAUGCCAAUUAUAGACUAUAUUGACAGCCAGUUCGACCAAUACUACCAGGCAGAGAGUGGACUUAAUCGUAAAAAUAUACAAGACACUCGCGUCCACUGUUGUCUGUACUUCAUAUCUCCCUACGGACACGGUCUAAAGCCGGUAGAUAUCGCUGUGAUGAAGAGAUUACACACCAAGGUCAACAUUGUCCCUCUCCUUGCUAAGUCUGACAUCCUCACUCCAAAGGAGGUGAAAAGGUUAAAGGCCAAGAUAUUGGAUGAGAUUAAGGACAACCAUAUACAGAUCUACCAGUUCCCAGAGUGUGAUAGUGAUGAGGACGAGGAGUUCAAACAACAGGACAAAGCCUUAAAGUCAGCCAUUCCGUUUGCGGUAGUGGGCAGUAAUACAGUUGUGGAGGCAGGAGGCAAGAAAAUCCGGGGACGCAUGUACCCCUGGGGGAUAGUAGAAGUUGAUAACCCCAAACACUGUGACUUCGGCAAGCUACGACAGAUGUUGAUCAGUACACAUAUGCAGGAUCUGAAGGAUAUCACGGCCGAUCUACAUUACGAAAAUUAUCGCGCUGAACAUCUGGCAGAGGAGAUGAAGAGUUCUCAGAGGGAGAGAAGCAAACUUAAACGAGAUUCCAUUGUAAACAUGGAUGCUGUUUCGGAGACAGACAAGCUACUGCAGCAAAAGGAGGCUGAGAUACAACGGAUGCAAGCUAUGCUGGCCAAAAUGCAGGCACAACUACAAAGUAAUCAACCUCCAGCGAACGGGAAAGUGGCCAACAGCUAAUCUGUCCCCACCUCAACACUUGUACACAUGACAAGCUUUAACCAUUGGUCCAAAUUUAUUACGGAAUGG
Molecule: messenger RNA, 3041 nt
Organism: Mizuhopecten yessoensis (Yesso scallop)
Lineage: Eukaryota; Metazoa; Mollusca; Bivalvia; Pectinida; Pectinidae
Product: septin-2-like
Exons: 12
Coding region: 306-2972 (888 amino acids)
Biological process (GO): cytoskeleton-dependent cytokinesis; regulation of exocytosis
Cellular component (GO): septin ring; synaptic vesicle; septin complex
Molecular function (GO): GTP binding; molecular adaptor activity; GTPase activity
Source: RefSeq, a predicted model, not a curated record